AUGGCGUCAGGAAGUCGCGAAUCAGGUGCUGGGUAUCAGGUUCGUUGGAUGAGGCUCGUCCCAUAUCUCGGCUACCACCACGUCCUCAUGAUACUCCUCUCCGUCUCCAUAAUCCUCCUCUCGAUCCUCCUAGCGGGAUGUACCACGCCUGGUCUCACAAACGUCUAUCUACUCGGACUCUCCUACAAGCCCUCAGCGUCUCACCCAGAUCCGGCGCAAGUAAACAUCAAUCUCACAACUAGCUUCUCACAAAUAGUCUCUAAUGGUAGUAACUCCCCCUUGGCGGAGGUACGCGUAGGCUACAUGGGGAUCUGCAUCAAAGAAUCAUCCGGCCUGUGGAUCUGCUCAUCUAGCGCGAAUGGCCUGGCCAAUAUCGUGAAAGAGCGGAGGACAGGCGGCAAUGACGAUCCGUUGAAUCUGAUUUGGAUUGCGAAGAGGUUCAAGGGACAGGUUAUUUGGAGUGGGUUGCUAUUCCUCUCCAUCCCCCUCGGCGUUAUAGUUUUCUUAUGUCUCGCGACAUUCCCCGGCUGGCACGAAGAAACCGAUGGCGAAGGCAGCGAUCGCGAAGUCAAACCCUUUCCCUCGCGACCAGUGUCCCAGAUCGCUCUCGCUUUCUGUGUAGCUGCUUCCCUGGUAUCUUUCAUCGCAAUCCUGUGGCAGCAUAUUGUGAGCUCUGCCGCUGGGAUCAUGGGUGAGGGGUUGAGCUACGGAAGUAUCAGUGCGCAUGUUGGGAGUGUGGCCAUGGUUUUGGGGUGGGGCGGGUUCUUUGUGAAUACAAUUGUGGCGAUCGGGUUGUUGGUUAUGAUUUUGAGUAUUAAGGUGUUAGCAGAAACUUUUGGUUGA
Glarea lozoyensis ATCC 20868 is the source of this 843-nucleotide messenger RNA. RefSeq lists its product as uncharacterized. The coding region runs from base 1 to 843 and encodes 280 amino acids. Gene Ontology annotation, cellular component: membrane; mating projection tip. The record is from RefSeq and is a predicted model, not a curated record. Gene Ontology annotation, biological process: conjugation with cellular fusion. The transcript is spliced from 4 exons. NCBI's taxonomy places the organism in Eukaryota, Fungi, Ascomycota, Leotiomycetes, Helotiales, Helotiaceae.